Messenger RNA from Cynara cardunculus var. scolymus (artichoke), 6382 nucleotides. Its product is annotated as endoribonuclease Dicer homolog 1. Bases 378 to 6161 code for a protein of 1927 amino acids. Gene Ontology annotation, cellular component: nucleus; cytoplasm. NCBI's taxonomy places the organism in Eukaryota, Viridiplantae, Streptophyta, Magnoliopsida, Asterales, Asteraceae. The transcript is spliced from 21 exons. Gene Ontology annotation, molecular function: protein binding; ATP binding; ribonuclease III activity. Gene Ontology annotation, biological process: siRNA processing. The record is from RefSeq and is a predicted model, not a curated record.
GGCGCAGCCGGCGGAUUCUUGGUUGGGAAUGGCGAGGAUGAGCAGAAUCGCGUAAGAUAGACCGUGUGGAAUAUUGGAAUCACACAAUUUGGUUCUCCAGUUGCCUAUUUGCGUGCUUCGUACGGUCUAUCCCACGCUAAUCUGCAGAUUCCCUCUAAUAUCUCACACGCUCGAAGGGUAGAGGGCUGCCGCACUUGGCUGUACUUUUUAACAUCAUACAAGAAGUAAGCAUUUUCUUCCCCCAACAGAAAAUAAACUCUUUUUUAUAUUUGUUCUCCUGAAUUUGUUUGUUUACUUUGGCCUCUGCAGUCCUGUUCUGGUCAAACUGUACGUAAUUUUACGUUUAAAUAUUUGAAAAUCAAAGCACUUGUAAAAGAAUGGAUGAUGAGACCAGCAGCAGGUUAACAGGGAGUGUUCCCCAGCAGGAUUUAAAGCCUUCUUACUGGCUGGAUGCCUGCGAGGACAUCUCCUGCGAUGAUCUAAUUCCUGGUGAAUUCAUCCAUUUGGGUUCCGCUGCCAUUCAAGAAGGUGGUCCCUCAAAUCUGCAAGAUGACAGCUUGGAUCCUUGUUUCUUUGAUGGUGUUCUUGAUAGCAUCCCACAAAACGCUAACAUCGUUGAUGCUCCACUCACAAUAUCAUCUGCCAUAAAAGCUGAAGAUACUCUUCUUUCACUACUAGAUGCUUCUACCAGUGAUACUGGGAACAGUGUCAAGAGAGGUAGCAGACCUUGUAGCAGUGAGCCCAACAAGCAUCAUGAGACUGAAGUUGGGAACAAGAUAUUGGAUCAUAAUGCGUUUCACAAGGUUCAGGGAUGUUUUGAUAACCAAGAAAGAUUCGGAAAAAGGCCUCGCAUUGAUAGUCUCUCUUCCUGUAGCAGGAAUCUCAAGGAAAGACCUUGUAGGAAGAGGGCUCGUGAUCACGAAGAGAAAGAUAGGAGGGAUAGAAAUUCAAUCAGGAGAAAAGAACAGCAUUUUAAUGGUAGAAGAGGAAAUAGGGAUAUGGAUUGGAGGGAAGGAAGGGGUUAUUGGGAGAGGGACCGACUGGGCACCAACGAUAUGGUUUUCCGUCCAGGUUCUUGGGAAGCUGGCUGUAACAAAGACAUCAAGGCUCCUGUUGAGAAAAAUACUGACUGUAACCAAGGAGAGUUAAAAAAAGAUGAUGAUUCCAAGAAAAAAAUGCCAAAGGAGCAUGCGCGUAAGUAUCAGUUGGAUGUUCUUGAACAAGCUAGAAACAAAAACACCAUAGCCUUUUUAGAAACAGGAGCAGGGAAGACACUCAUUGCCGUCCUUCUUAUAAAAAGUGUGUGCAUUGAUUUGCAUAGACAAGGCAAGAAAAUGCUGGCUGUAUUUUUGGUUCCAAAGGUGCCACUUGUUUAUCAGCAAGCAGAAGUUAUUCGUGAGCAGACUGGCUACCAAGUAGGUCACUAUUGUGGCGAGAUGGGUCAAGACUUUUGGGAUGCUAGGAGGUGGCAACGUGAAUUCGAGAAGAAACAGGUUCUAGUGAUGACCGCUCAAAUUCUUUUAAAUAUCCUCAGACACAGCAUAAUAAAAAUGGAAGCAAUAAAUCUGCUAAUUCUAGAUGAGUGUCAUCAUGCUGUCAAGAAGCAUCCUUACUCUUUGGUGAUGUCAGAGUUCUAUCACACAACCACCAAGGAGAAAAGGCCAUCAGUUUUUGGAAUGACUGCCUCUCCUGUUAACCUAAAGGGUGUCUCUAGCCAAAUGGAUUGUGCUAUCAAGAUACGUAAUCUUGAAACAAAACUAGACUCUGUUGUUUGUACCAUUAAAGAUCGUAAAGAGCUUGAAAAACAUGUUCCAAUGCCGAUAGAAACUGUGGUGGAGUAUGAUAAAGCAGCUAGUUUAUGGUCACUACAUGAGCAGAUUAAGCAAAUGGAAUUGGCAGUUGAGCAAGCUGCACAAUCAAGUUCCAGAAGAAGCAAGUGGCAAUUUAUGGGAGCCAGAGAUGCUGGGGCUAAGGAGGAGCUCCGCCAAGUAUAUGGUGUCUCUGAAAGAACAGAAGGCGAUGGGGCUGCGAAUUUAAUUCAAAAACUGAGAGCUAUUAACUAUGCACUUGGUGAAUUAGGACAGUGGUGUGCUUAUAAGGUUGCACAGUCAUUUUUGACAGCCUUGCAAAGUGAUGAAAGGGCAAACUUCCAGCUUGAUAUAAAGUUUCAAGAAUCCUAUCUGAGCAAAGUCGUUUCGCUAUUGCAAUGCCAGCUAUCUGAGGGAGCAGUUCUACAAAAUAACGUGAAGAACAUGGGUGAAGUUGAUGAGAUGGGUUGUGAACCGACCUGCCUUGAUGAGAUUGAGGAAGGGGAGCUUCCAGACAGCCAUGCUGUCUCUGGGGGUGAGCAUGUGGAUGUGGUUAUAGGAGCUGCUGUGGCUGACGGAAAAGUGACACCAAAGGUCCAGUCCCUGAUCCAGAUACUUCUCAAGUAUCAGCACACAGAGGAUUUUCGUGCUAUCAUAUUUGUUGAACGAGUUGUGGCUGCCCUUGUUCUUCCAAAGGUUUUUGUGGAGCUUCCCUCUCUAAAUUUUAUUAAUUCAGCCAGUCUGAUUGGGCACAAUAAUAGUCAAGAAAUGCGGACUUCCCAAAUGCAGGAUACUAUUUCCAAAUUCCGAGACGGCCGUGUGACACUUUUAGUUGCCACCAGCGUUGCUGAGGAAGGUCUUGAUAUUCGCCAAUGUAAUGUUGUUAUUCGCUUUGACCUUGCUAAAACUGUAUUGGCUUAUAUCCAGUCUCGGGGCCGGGCCAGAAAGCCAGGGUCAGAUUAUAUCUUGAUGAUUGAAAGAGGAAAUUUGUCACAUGAGGCAUUUCUAAGAAAUGCUAGAAAUAGUGAAGAAACCUUGCGGAAAGAAGCCAUUGAAAGAACUGACCUUAGUCAUCUUACGGGUACCUCGAAAUUGAUUUCCACAGAGCCAACUCAUGGGACGGUCUACCAGGUGGAGUCAACUGGCGCUGUUGUGAGCUUAAAUUCUGCCGUCGGACUUAUUCAUUUCUACUGCUCUCAACUACCUAGUGACAGAUAUUCAAUACUUCGUCCGGAGUUCAUUAUGGAGCGUCAUGAGAAGCCAGGAGGCCCAACCGAGUAUUCAUGCAGACUUCAACUUCCCUGUAAUGCACCAUUUGAAAGGCUUGAGGGUCCUAUAUGCAGUUCAAUGCGUAUCGCACAACAGGCUGUUUGUUUAGCUGCUUGCAAGAAGCUUCAUGAAAUGGGGGCAUUUACUGACAUGCUCUUGCCAGACAAGGGAAGUGGGGGAGAAGGCGAGAAAGCCGACGAAAAUGAUGAAGGAGAUCCACUUCCUGGAACUGCUAGGCAUAGGGAAUUCUACCCUGAAGGUGUAGCUAAGAUCCUUCAGGGAGAUUGGAUUUUAUCUGGCAGAGAUGAAUGUGAUAACUCCAACUUUUUUCCUCUCUAUAUGUAUGUUGUGAAGUGUCUUAAUGUCGGGUCCUCAAAAGAUCCAUUUUUGACUCAAGUUUCAGAGUUUGCAGUUCUUUUGGGCAAUGAACUGGAUGCAGAGGUGUUAUCGAUGUCAACGGAGCUGUUUAUCGCACGAACAAUGACAACAAAGGCAUCUCUUGUCUUUCGGGGGUGUAUUGAAGUUACUAAAAGUCAGUUGGAUUUGUUGAAGAGUUUUCAUGUAAGAUUAAUGAGCAUUGUACUGGAUGUGGAUGUCGAGCCAUCCACUACUCCCUGGGAUCCAGCCAAAGCAUAUUUGUUUGUGCCUGUUACCAAUAAGCAGCUAGACCCUAUAAAAGAAAUUGAUUGGGAUAUUGUAGAGAAUAUUAUAGGAACACCUGCAUGGAACAACCCCCUUCAGAGAGCUCGGCCAGAUGUCUACCUUGGUACAAAUGAACGGACACUUGGUGGAGACCGCAGGGAAUAUGGAUAUGGCAAAUUACGUCAUGGCAUGGCAUUGGGACAGAAAACACAUCCUACUUAUGGUGUUAGAGGGGCUGUAGCACAAUUUGAUGUUGUCAAAGCAUCUGGAUUGGUUCCUGACCGAGAAGCUAAUGGAAUACCAUGCAAUGAGGACUUGACAAAAGGCAAACUGAUGAUGGCUGAUUCUUCUACUAAUGCAGAGGAUCUGGUUGGAAGGAUUGUUACUGCAGCUCAUUCUGGAAAGAGGUUUUAUGUUGAUUCUGUACGCUAUGAUAUGACAGCAGAGAACUCAUUUCCAAGGAAAGAAGGUUACCUUGGUCCACUUGAGUAUACUUCAUAUGCUGAUUACUACAAGCAGAAGUAUGGGGUAGAACUAAUCUAUAAGCAGCAACCCCUGAUAAGAGGCCGUGGGGUGUCUUAUUGCAAAAAUCUUCUGUCACCUCGGUUUGAACAUUCGGAAGGUCAUGAAGGCGAAUGCGAAGAGACUCCUGAUAAGACAUAUUAUGUGUUCCUUCCUCCUGAGCUAUGCUUUGUACAUCCUCUUCCUGGAUCAUUAGUUCGUGGCGCACAGAGAUUACCUUCAAUAAUGCGGAGAGUUGAAAGCAUGCUGCUUGCUGUUCAGCUUAAAAAUGUUAUCAAUUAUACUGUUCCUGCAUUUAAGAUUUUGGAAGCUUUGACUGCAGCUUCAUGCCAGGAAACUUUCUGCUAUGAAAGAGCAGAGCUGCUAGGAGAUGCCUACCUCAAAUGGGUUGUUAGUCGCUAUCUCUUCCUCAGAUAUCCCCAGAAGCAUGAAGGCCAGCUCACCAGGAUGAGACAGCAAAUGGUUAGCAACAUGGUAUUGUACCAGUAUGCACUUACCAAGGGACUUCAGUCGUAUAUCCAAGCAGAUCGAUUUGCUCCAUCUAGAUGGGCUGCUCCUGGGGUACUACCUGUUUUUGAUGAAGACAUUAAGGAAGCAGAAUUCUUAUUUGAUCAAGAUAGAGUACUCAUCGAGGCUGUAACAGGAAGAGAUGAAUAUGAAGACGAUGAUUUAGAGGAUGGUGAGCUUGAGGGUGAUUCAAGUUGUUACCGGGUCCUCUCCAGUAAGACACUGGCUGAUGUUGUUGAAGCAUUGAUUGGCGUUUACUAUGUUGAAGGUGGAAAACAAGCUGCCAAUCACUUCAUGAAAUGGAUUGGGAUUGAGGUGGAUUUUGAUCCCACAGAGAUAGGAUGCUCAACAAGGCGUAGCAACGUUCCAGAUAGCAUACUAAGGAGUGUCAACUUCGAUUCCUUAGAGGGUGCACUGAACAUCAAAUUCCAUGAUAAGGGUCUGCUGGUUGAAGCAAUUACUCAUGCUUCCAGGCCAUCUUCUGGAGUGUCUUGUUACCAGCGGUUAGAGUUUGUUGGUGAUGCUGUCCUGGAUCAUCUUAUUACAAAGCAUUUAUUUUUUAUGUACACAGAUCUGCCACCAGGACGCUUGACUGAUUUGCGAGCUGCUGCUGUCAAUAAUGAAAAUUUUGCACGUGUUGCUGUUAAACAUAACCUGCAUGUGCACCUGAGACAUGGUUCAAGUGCACUUGAAAAACAGAUACGAGAUUUUGUGAAGGAGGUGGAAGGUGAACUGUCAAAGCCAGGGUUCAACUCGUUUGGUCUGGGAGAUUGCAAAGCUCCAAAAGUCCUAGGUGACAUUAUUGAAUCUAUUGCUGGUGCUAUCUUUUUAGACAGUGAACGCGACACAGCAGUUGUAUGGAAGGUUUUCCAACCUCUAUUGCAUCCAAUGGUCACUCCAGAAACACUCCCAAUGCAUCCAGUGCGGGAGUUACAGGAACGUUGUCAGCAACAGGCUGAAGGACUGGAGUACAAGGCCACACGAAACGGUAACCUGGCUACGGUUGAAGUUUUCAUCGAUGGUGUCCAGGUUGGUGUUGCUCAAAAUCCCCAAAAGAAAAUGGCACAAAAGCUAGCUGCUCGCAAUGCUCUCGCUGCUCUGAAAAUGAAAGAGACCGCUGAAGCCAAGGAGAAGGCAGAUGAGGAUGGGAAGAAGAAGAAUGGCAGCCAAACAUUCACGAGGCAGACCUUGAAUGACAUUUGUUUGCGGAGAAAUUGGCCGAUGCCAUUGUACCGGUGUGUCAGUGAGGGUGGUCCUGCCCAUGCCAAACGGUUUAUAUUUGCCGUACGGGUGAAUACUUCUGAUAAAGGGUGGACAGACGAAUGCAUUGGAGAACCUAUGCCCAGUGUAAAGAAAGCUAAAGACUCUGCUGCAGUUCUGCUUUUGGAGCUUCUAAAUAGGUGGUAUGCAUGAUCAAUUGUUACAUUUUGGUUUCAGGGCCAAUAAUUGAUUCAUCAUAUCGGACGUAUUCAAUCGAACAUUCAUAUGUAGCCAACUUAGUCUAUAUGACUAAGUAGAUGAAUUAAAUGACUGCAUAUCUUUUAAUGACAAACGAUUGACUUUUGUAAAAUGCUCUAAAAAUAUCUGUCCUGGUUCAAAAAAUGCCAUGUACUUGUUGCAUCUUCAAGUAGCAA